Molecule: messenger RNA, 1715 nt
Organism: Zeugodacus cucurbitae (melon fly)
Lineage: Eukaryota; Metazoa; Arthropoda; Insecta; Diptera; Tephritidae
Exons: 5
Coding region: 51-1313 (420 amino acids)
Source: RefSeq, a predicted model, not a curated record
AAAUACAAAAUAACAAACAGUAUAAGUUGAAUUUUAGAGCUGACCGCAAUAUGAGUUUAUACAACGCAGACGAAUUGGUAGCCCCUCUCUGGAUGAAUACAGGUUUUUUCGAAAAGGUGCUUAGGAGUUGUGAAAAUGACAGUAGUAUCGAGGUAAUCAAUGUUUCAAUAAGCCCGGCGAGCAUGAAGGGGGAUCACUAUGCCAGUAUUAUGUUUCGAAGUAAAGUGGAAUAUCUAAUGGGAUCCAAAGAGUUUAGUUUAACGAAGUCGGUGAUUGUCAAAACCCUACCAGAAGAGGGUAACAAACAUGAUAUGUUAUCCCAAUCACAAUUAUUCGAAACUGAAAUUAAUAUGUACAAUGUUACAUUGCCGAAAAUAGCACAUAUUUUAAAAAUACACGGCGAUCCGAUUACUCUGGCACCAAGAAUACUAUAUUGUUCCUUGAAGCCGCAUAAAAUUAUUGUAUUGGAGGAUAUUAGUGAACAAGGAUUCGAAAUGAUGCGUAAUCGUUUCCCAACUGAAAAUGAAAUGAAAAAAAUAUAUCGAAAAUUGGCUAAAUUACAUGCUGUAAGCUAUAUGAUGGCGCAAUGUGAGGAAUAUAAAAACGUCACUCAGUAUCAAUGUGGAAUUUGCAGCUCAGAUUCAAUUCUAGAAUACGAGAUGUUUAAGAGCGCAAUCCAUAAUUUUAUAAAACUUCUAACAUCCCAGCCGGAAGUGGAUAUAUAUGCACCAAAAUUUCAAGCAAUGGAAAGCGAAGUUUUGCGAAAGUGUCACGAAUUGUUUUGUGCCCAUAGGAAUGGAAUAAAAACUGAAGCUCUUGUUCUCAAUCAUGGAGACUUUCAUUUAAAAAAUUUAAUGUUUAAGUUUGACGAAAAUUCUCAGAUGCAGGACUUCAUUAUGGUUGAUUUUCAAUUAAGCGUAUAUGCACCUCCCAUUAUUGAUUUAACUUACUCCAAAUAUAUGAUGUGCAGUUCACUGAUGCGUAAUAAUUACAAUAUCUAUUUAAGGACAUAUUUUGAACAAUUCAAUCAAACUCUAAGGGCAAUUAACUACCACGGUGAUUAUCUGAAAUAUUGUGAGUUAAAACUGUCUUCAUUACGGCAUAGACACUUUUCAAUCUUCAUUAUUUCGUUCUUCCUGCCUCUACUUUACACGUUUUUGUCACUAUCUCCGGAAGAACUGAAAGACACAGACAGUUCCAAAAUUUUCUCAGAAGUAAAUGAUGAAACUGGAAAUAUUUAUCAAAAUCCAAAACUCGUGGCUGAACUUCGAAAACUUUUGCCGAAACUUUUAUAUGAGGGCUACCUGGAUUAAACCAUUGCCAUCAUAGAAGUUCUACCUGGUGCGAUUUUUGAAAUACAAAUGUUCAGGGUGACAAUUUGAAAUUAUAACUUCACCAAAUACAUAAUUCAAUGGUAAGAAUCUCCAUUGGUGUGGGAAGUCUGAAUCAAUCAUAAAAAUUAUAUAUAUAUAUUAAGACUAUUGUCAUUUCUUAUCAGUCAUUCGAGUGCCAGCUCGAAUUAUACAUAAUAAAUAAAUAUGUUCUACAAUUGUGUAUGCAGAAAAUUAUGUCAAUUCAUAUUCAUACAUAUUUAUACAUAUGUAUGAUACUUAUUCGUGCUGAUUGUUAUUUACCUUCUAAAUCUAUACUAAAUUCCCAAUGUAUUGAAUUUUACCAUUUAUGUAUGUAAUUUAAAUUACUCUUCAAAUUUUCCU